UUCAUUUCGAAUGAGAAUUUAUCGCGCCUUGCUUUGAACUGAAUGUUUUUGAGGUAACCAUGGUUUCCUUUCUUGAGGAACCUGUACCAUUUCUCUUUCUAUGACUCUUUGAGUAUUAUUUUAGUUUGCAAAGAACUUUAUAGCCAUUGGGCAGAUUAGAAACAAUGAAACGUUAAAGGCUCGUCCACUUUCUUGAGAAAGCUAUUCUUACAAAGUUGAAGGCCAGAACAUUCAAGAAAUAACAAAUUGUUCAAGUUGCUACCUUGCUGCUACGUAAAAUGAAACAACCUUGGAACAAAACUUAGGGAUACGCACAAUAGUUCUCUUCCUCUUUUUACUUAACUUUUGCAAAUUCUUAAAAUUCCUCGUAUUGACAAGACUUGUUGAAACUUUAGUGGAAAUAGUAGACAAUAUGACGGAUUUUGAAAAGAUGUUUCAAUAGCAAGCGUUUGAUAGGAAAAUCGAUAAAACAAGGAUAUUGAAAGCAGAUAAAGUGGUUGAUCUCAGCUCAGAGUUCAUUUGGAUAAAAGCAGAGAACAAUGUACUGUCAGAAAUAAAUCUCUGCAGCCGAAAGCCACAAAUUGACCCAAAGUAAGAUAAAUCUGGUGAAGAUUAUCUCAGUUUACAAUCUUGUACACAAUGUUUGCCUUUGCUAGCCUAUGUAAAUUUUUCGUAUCGAGAAAGAGUUUCACUCAUUUGACCAAGUUGCAGCAUGUGUCCGUGAAUAAGAGUAUCUUCUCACUCCAUAUGACUGUGAAGUCCAGAGCGCUUCCUUUUCUCGAAGCACCUAAAAAGCUCGAUGGAAAGAUUCCUGGAGAUGCAGGCUUUGAUCCACUUUAUAUUUCUGACAACAUGAAUCUUGAUUAUCUUCGAGCUUCUGAAAUAAAACACUGUCGUGUGGCUAUGCUUGCUGCUCUAGGCUAUAUAACACAAGAAUUUUUUCAUCUUCCGGGAGAUGUUUUCAACGAGAAACAUGCCUUGGCGGCUAUUCACAAGGUGCCAAUAGAGGGAUGGAUACAAAUUAUUCUGUUUAUCAGUCUAGUUGAAAUUGCGACAUUUCGUACUACGUUUUCCUUUGAUCGUGAACCUGGUGACUUUGGAUUUGAUCCCCUUGGUCUUGCAAAAUCUCCACAAUUACGCAGGAGAUAUCAAGAGUCGGAGAUACGAAACGGCCGUUUGGCAAUGAUUGCUGUUAUUGGGUUUAUUGUGCAGGAACUAGUGACUGGUAAAAGUGUGGUGGAACAACUCCAGAGCUUGAAUUUGUUUUGAGUUUCGAAAUUGUUUUGGGAAGUUUCUCUAACAAUAAAAAGGGAUU
Messenger RNA from Galdieria sulphuraria, 1315 nucleotides. RefSeq names its product light-harvesting complex protein. The transcript has 4 exons. The record is from RefSeq and is a predicted model, not a curated record. The coding region runs from base 640 to 1269 and encodes 209 amino acids. Gene Ontology annotation, cellular component: membrane. Lineage: Eukaryota; Rhodophyta; Bangiophyceae; Galdieriales; Galdieriaceae. Gene Ontology annotation, biological process: response to light stimulus; photosynthesis, light harvesting in photosystem I.